UAUGUAUGAAGAACGUUGAUAUGUAUUUGUGCACCUAUAUUACUGGAUUUAGAUAUAAAUUCAAACGGGUUUUUUAUCUAAUUCGUCGCAUCAUCCGUACAAAUCUGCCUCUGGAACCGCGUUUCUUCACCGAUUUUAUAACACUAGUCACUAUCGAAUAUCAUGUAUCACAACUGUGUUACUUUUUCGCACUUUCAUUAGUUAUUUUUUACUCGUUUUAUCAUGUUAGUUCUCUGUUUAGUGAUUUUUUCGCUAUGUUUGAGUUUUUCUAGACAAGAUUUAUUGUACGAAUUAGCUUUGAAGCAAGGAUUGAAUUUCACCGAAGCUGAAAGUAUUCUGGAAUAUGAAAGACAUGGAACUAAAAGACAGGCACCCUUCAGGUAUAAAUCAGGAAUCCCUCAAAGUAGAAUCUGUGGCAUAAAUGGAAGAUCUCUGAACCGUAUUAGACGACAAAAUACUGUAGAAGAUGAACGUCCUCAAGGCAGCGAAGACUGGCCUUGGAUGGCUUUACUCGUGAGCAAGAGUGACGGCCCGGGGUACGGCGACUGGUUCUGCGGAGGGAGCUUACUCAAUAGCAGAUAUGUUCUGACGGCUGCUCAUUGUUUUUAUUCGAAAGGAGCGCGGAGCAAAGAUGAGAGCGAUUUUUACGUACGUUUAGGAGAAUAUGACACUGGUGAUUAUGCGGAAACUGAAACACAAGAAUUUGAUGUGGACAAACUGAUAGUACAUCCUGAAUACGAUCCCGCAGUAAAUAUUAAUGACAUAGCUAUUCUCAAAUUGAAUCAGACCGUUCAAUAUACCCAAUACGUCAGGCCUAUUUGUCUGCCUGGAGCCGAACCUCGUGUUAAUGAAGACACCAUUGUAGCUGGUUGGGGUUUAACAGCCUACCAAGGUAGUAAAAGCCAUCUAUUACUAUACGUCGAUUUACCAGUUAGGGAUCUCAACGAAUGCAGAGAUGCGCUAUUUGAUUCACCUGUUCACGAUUCAAAUAUCUGCGCAGGACCUGAAACUGGUGGCAAAGACUCAUGCAACGCAGACUCCGGUGGCCCACUCAUGUACCAAGGGAACGGGAAACGUUGGGAAAGCGUCGGAAUAGUAUCCUGGGGACGAAGAUGUGGCGAAGCAUAUCCAGGUGUUUAUACUUCGGUGGUGAAAUUCUUAAAGUUUAUAGGAGAUAUUAUUACUCACGCUUCUGCGUAACUCGACACAGAUUAGACUUCGUUUACAAGAGAUUGUAUUUAAAUAAUUUGGCUACUUACGAUACAUAAAAAGCAAUGUCGACAGAUAAAAAAGAACAUUUAGGUACGCAAUUUACAUAAUUACAAAAUAAAAAAUAUGAUAAAAACCUACCCCCGAUGAGUAAUAAUUAUUUACCGCUAUUCAACAACGUCGGAUUCAUCCAAAUAUCUGUGACCGAAGUUCCGUCGAUUUUCACGUCGCUAAAAUAUCUCAAGGUAUCUUUCACUUGAUACCAGCUACCGUUCGGAUUCGACGAACUAUUCGUAUCGCUACAACAAGACGAAACAUCGGUCGUCGUGCUGCAAUCUGACGACUGCGAUAAAGGUAAACUAUCCGAGGUGCUAUCGUCUUCGUAAAUUUUUAUUUCAAAACACGAGCAAGAUUGCGGAUUGUGGUGCGUUUCUUGAAACGUAAUUACAGCUUGUUUUCCUUUGGUUGGUAAACGGAAUCCGUUACGUAGAAUGAAUGAAUUCGAGUUUAACGAAUGAUCCGGUUUCAUUUUCAACAUCACGUGUAAAUUACCAGUGCAAUUCGAGCUAAUUAAGUCGUAGAAUUGCUCCGAAUUUAUCAUCGAUCUG
This is a messenger RNA of Planococcus citri (citrus mealybug), 1817 nucleotides long. RefSeq names its product venom protease-like. Gene Ontology annotation, biological process: proteolysis. Gene Ontology annotation, molecular function: serine-type endopeptidase activity. The coding region runs from base 223 to 1200 and encodes 325 amino acids. The transcript is spliced from 7 exons. The record is from RefSeq and is a predicted model, not a curated record. NCBI's taxonomy places the organism in Eukaryota, Metazoa, Arthropoda, Insecta, Hemiptera, Pseudococcidae.